CGGGAGUUGUAGUCGUAGCCGGAAGCCGAUACAGACGCGCGGCGGCAUGUGGCUCCGAGUGUUGCUGGGGGAGGCCCGCGUGGUGGCUGGAGGAUGCCGUGCGCUGGGUUCUCGUCGAUGCUUUCGUUUCUCCCCGCAAUGGACACCUGAGAGCAGCCUGGACCUCCGGCGGAGCCUACAUGCAACGGCGAGGAGAGCUUUCCCGCUCAUCCCCAUUGUGGUGGAACAGACGGGUCGCGGCGAACGUGCCUAUGACAUCUAUUCGCGGCUGCUGCGGGAGCGCAUUGUGUGCGUCAUGGGCCCGAUCGAUGACAACGUUGCCAGCCUAGUCAUCGCCCAGCUACUCUUCCUGCAGUCCGAGAGUAACAAGAAGCCCAUCCACAUGUAUAUCAACAGCCCAGGUGGUGUGGUGACCUCAGGCCUGGCCAUCUAUGACACAAUGCAGUACAUCCUGAACCCCAUCUGUACAUGGUGCGUGGGCCAGGCUGCCAGCAUGGGCUCCCUGCUUCUAGCCGCUGGCAGCCCUGGCAUGCGUCACUCCCUCCCCAAUUCCCGCAUCAUGAUCCACCAACCCUCUGGGGGCGCCCGGGGCCAAGCCACAGACAUCGCCAUCCAGGCAGAGGAGAUCAUAAAACUCAAGAAGCAGCUUUACAACAUCUAUGCCAAACACACAAAGCAGAGCCUGCAGGUGAUCGAGUCAGCCAUGGAGAGGGACCGCUACAUGAGCCCCAUGGAGGCCCAGGAGUUUGGCAUCUUGGACAAGGUUCUGGUCCACCCACCCCAGGACGGGGAGGAUGAGCCAGAGCUGGUGCAGAGGGAACCCACGGCAGCAGCCACUGAACCUCCCACCCCAGCAAGCUCCUGAGCCACACCAGUUUCCAGGAAAGUGGAGGGCCAGCGAAUGUAUCCCAGACUGCUUGCUUUUCAAGGCUGAGCCCAUAGAAGACCCUGGAGGAACUCUGGACUUGGGGUGCUUUCAUGGGUGGUGGCCUAGCUGAGACACUGUGAUUUUUAAUUAAAUCUUUAUGGUGUUUGUUCUGUC
This is a messenger RNA of Jaculus jaculus (lesser Egyptian jerboa), 1042 nucleotides long. It is a transcript of the gene Clpp, whose product is annotated as caseinolytic mitochondrial matrix peptidase proteolytic subunit. Bases 47 to 865 code for a protein of 272 amino acids. NCBI's taxonomy places the organism in Eukaryota, Metazoa, Chordata, Mammalia, Rodentia, Dipodidae. Gene Ontology annotation, cellular component: endopeptidase Clp complex. The record is from RefSeq and is a predicted model, not a curated record. Gene Ontology annotation, biological process: protein quality control for misfolded or incompletely synthesized proteins. The transcript is spliced from 6 exons. Gene Ontology annotation, molecular function: serine-type endopeptidase activity; ATPase binding; ATP-dependent peptidase activity.